Messenger RNA from Staurois parvus, 349 nucleotides. The record is from the annotation of a GenBank genome assembly. NCBI's taxonomy places the organism in Eukaryota, Metazoa, Chordata, Amphibia, Anura, Ranidae.
UGUGUGUGUGAUGCAUCUUUAGUGUGGGUACCUGGCUGUGACAGCCGGGUGCCCACUGCGCAUGUGCGAGAAGCACUGUGCUUUGUCCGCAGUCUCUGGUCAUCUCCUGUACUGUCUGCAGUCAUCCUGGUCAUCUCCUGUACUGUGUCCGCAGUCUCUGGUCAUCCCCUGUACUGUGUCCGCAGUCUCUGGUCAUCCCCUGUACUGUGUCCGCAGUCUCUGGUCAUCCCCUGUACUGUGUCCGCAUCCCCUGUCUCUCUGGUCAUCCCCUGUACUGUGUCCGCAGUCUCUGGUCAUCCCCUGUACUGUGUCCGCAGUCUCUGGUCAUCCCCUGUACUGUGUCCGCAGU